Messenger RNA from Cordyceps militaris CM01, 2127 nucleotides. RefSeq names its product trehalase precursor. The transcript is spliced from 4 exons. The record is from RefSeq and is a predicted model, not a curated record. Gene Ontology annotation, molecular function: alpha,alpha-trehalase activity. Lineage: Eukaryota; Fungi; Ascomycota; Sordariomycetes; Hypocreales; Cordycipitaceae. The coding region runs from base 1 to 2127 and encodes 708 amino acids. Gene Ontology annotation, biological process: trehalose catabolic process.
AUGGCGCCGCGUGAUGGCGCUCCGCAACGAGCCACGGCGCUAUUACGGCCACAACAGCAACAGGCGCAAUUCAAAACAAUGGCGUCGUUCAAGCAGAUUGCGACUGCUCUGGCAGCUUCGCUACCUGUCGCAGCAGCGCUAUACCAGAAUGGCUCCGUCAUCGCUCCCUGCGACUCUCCAAUUUACUGCCAUGGAGACAUUCUCCAGGAGGUCGAGCUAGCCAGGCCGUUCACAGACUCCAAGACAUUUGUCGAUAUGCCGGCGAAAAAGCCACUGGCUGAGAUUCAGGCUGCGUUUGACAAGCUAAAGAAGCCCCUCUCCAACAACACUGAGCUAAACGAAUUCCUCACCACGUAUUUUGAGGAUGCCGGCGGCGAGCUCAAGGCCGUCUCCAAGGACAAGCUCAAGACGGAUGCCAAAUUUGUCGAGAAGCUCAAUGACACCGUCAUCAAGGAAUUCGUCAACAAAGUCAUUGACAUUUGGCCUGACCUGACGCGCGAAUACUCCGGCUCCACCAGCAACUGCACCAGCUGCCCCAACAGCUUCAUCCCCGUCAACAGAACAUUUGUCGUUGCCGGCGGCCGUUUCCGCGAGCCCUACUACUGGGACUCGUACUGGAUCGUCGAAGGCCUACUCCGCACCGGCGGCGCUUUUGUCGACAUUACCAAGAACACCAUUGAGAACUUUUUGGACCUCAUUGAGCAGUUUGGCUUCGUGCCCAACGGCGCACGCCUCUACUAUCUGAACCGUUCGCAGCCCCCGCUGCUGUCGCAAAUGGUCAAGGCCUACGUUAGCCACACCAACGACACGAGCAUCCUCGAGCGUGCGCUGCCCAUUCUCGUCAAGGAGCACGAUUUUUUCAUGACCAACCGCUCGGUCGACGUGACGGUUGCUAACAAGACUUAUACUCUCAACCGCUAUGCCGUGUCCAAUACCCAGCCUCGCCCCGAGUCGUUCCGCGAGGACUAUAUCACCGCAAACAACAAGUCGUACUACGCCGCCUCAGACAUCAUAUACCCUGUCAAGAAGCCUCUCAAUGAGUCUCAGCAAUCAACCCUCUAUGCCAACCUUGCUUCUGGUGCCGAGUCUGGCCUCGACUACACCACUGCCAAGUGGUCCAGCAACCCUCGCGAUUCGACCGAGGACAUUUACUUUCCCCUGCGCUCGCUUAAUAUUCUCAACAUUGUUCCCGUUGAUCUCAACUCGAUCCUGUACGGAAACGAAAAGGCCAUUGCCGGCUUCUACAACAUGACGGGCAACUCUAGCGCCGCAGCUAGCUGGGACAAGAAGGCGGCUGACCGCGCCGAGGCCAUCCACGCCGUCUUCUGGAACGAGACGCUGUUUAGCUACUUUGACUACAACCGAACCUCGUCCAGUCAGCACAUUUACAUCCCCAGUGAUUCGGACACGCAGCCAUUCGAGAAUGCGACUGCGCCCGCCGGUAUGCAGGAGCUCUUCACCGUCACCCAGUUCUACCCCUUUUGGAUGGGCGCGGCCCCAGAGUACAUCCGCAACAACCCGUACGCUGUCAAGAACGCGUACUCGCGCAUCGCAAAGUACCUCGACCUCAAGCCCGGCGGUAUCCCGUCGUCCAACCUCCGCACCGGCCAGCAGUGGGACCAGCCCAACGUGUGGCCGCCGCUGAUGCACAUCCUCAUGAAGGGCCUGACCAGCACACCCGCCACCUUUGGCCAGGACGACCCCGCUUGGCAGGACAUUCACAAGCUCGCGCUGCGCCUCGGUCAGCGCUACCUCGACUCGACCUUUUGCACCUGGUACGCGACCGGCGGCUCGACGUCGGCCACGCCGCAGCUGUCGGGUCUCAGCGCGUCCGACGUGGGCAUCAUGUUUGAAAAGUACGACGACACGACUAUCAACCACGCCGGUGGCGGUGGCGAGUACGAGGUCGUCGAGGGCUUUGGCUGGACCAACGGCGUGCUGCUGUGGGUGGCCGACACGUUUGCCAAUGAGUUGAAACGCCCCGACUGCGGCAACAUCACCGCCGCCAACGUGCACCCGGGCAAGCGCAGUCUCAGCGCCGUGGAGCUGAGCAGCCGCGAUGCGCAGAGGGUUAAGAAGUUUGGCCGCCGCGCCGAGGGACAGGUGAAGAUGCCUGGUUCUCUGUGA